CAUCUAAAAAACUCUUGGUUUUGUGUGCUUUUGUGAGAAGGAGAAGCUAAUUCUUUAUUUGAGAACACAAUAGUGUGACAUUUGAGAAGUGAGAGUGAAGAUUUUUAGUGAGCAAGAGAGAUGGGUGGGUUCUCUAGUCACAAUUUGGCUUUCGCAUUUGGCCUUUUAGGCAACAUCAUCUCAUUCUUUGUCUUCCUCUCACCCCUGCCAACAUUUUACCAAAUAUUCAAGAAAAAAUCAACUGAAGGGUUCCAAUCGGUUCCUUAUAUAGUUGCCUUGUUCAGUGCUAUGUUGCUGAUGUAUUACGCGUUUCUCAAGAAGAUUGACUCUACACUUAUCAUCACUAUAAACUCAUUUGGGUGCUUGGUCGAAACUAUUUAUAUUUGUGUUUAUCUCUUUUACGCUCCCAAGAAGAUUAAGUUCAAAACCAUGAAACUACUUGGAUUCAUGCUUGGCGGGUUUGGCGCAAUCCUUAUCUUAACUCAAUUUCUUAUCAAAAAAAGCUCAACCCGCUUUCACAUUGUUGGUUGGAUUUGCCUAUUGUUCUCUGUGAGCGUUUUCGCCGCUCCUCUCUGCAUAUUGAAACAAGUGAUACGAACAAAGAGCGUAGAGUUCAUGCCAUUUUCCUUAUCACUUUCGCUCACGCUUAACGCGGUCAUGUGGUUCUUCUAUGGCCUUCUAAUAAAAGACUUCAACAUUGCUAUUCCGAAUGUCUUGGGGUUUAUUUUUGGAAUUAUUCAAAUGGUGCUUUACGCGAUUUACAAGAACCCAAAGAAAGUUGUUGCGAAAGAUCAAAAGUUUUCUUCUGAUCAAAUACCAAACAAAGUGAUAGCCUUGGAGGAAGAGAAGCUAUCUGAAUUAGUUGAACAAGUGAUCGAUGUUGUGAAAGAUCAAAAGUUUUCUUCUGAUCAAAUACCAAACAAAGUCAUAGCCUUGGAGGAAGAGAAGCUAUCUGAAUUAGUCGAACAAGUGAUUGAUGUUGUGAAGCUUAGCUCAAUCGCAUGUCAAGAAAUCAUUCCAGUCAUGCCUCAUCUGAAUGGACACAACAUAGCUAAAGAGCUCAAUACAAUUAAACCCAACCUUGAAGUCACCGUGCCGGUCUAAUUGAACUAAUCAUCUCUAGUUUGGUUUGGUGGAUUGUGUGUCAAGCAAUUAUGUAACUAGUUCUACUCUUAUGUCAUUUGACUUCAAAUCUUAUUCCAACUCUCUCUCUCUCUCUUUCAAUCUAGUGUUUUUUUUCUGUAAUUUGGCUGGUCAAUUUCUCCAGUAGUAUUUAUGGUAAUGAAUGCUAAAUUCCAAGUGUUAAAUAUAUUUAUUCUUUUUUUUUUU
This is a messenger RNA of Camellia sinensis, 1329 nucleotides long. RefSeq names its product bidirectional sugar transporter N3. The record is from RefSeq and is a predicted model, not a curated record. Gene Ontology annotation, molecular function: sugar transmembrane transporter activity. Lineage: Eukaryota; Viridiplantae; Streptophyta; Magnoliopsida; Ericales; Theaceae. Gene Ontology annotation, biological process: carbohydrate transport. Gene Ontology annotation, cellular component: membrane.